AUGGCUUCCUCCCCCGAACUCUCGUCAUCCAACGGGGGAAGAACCCAAACUACCAAAACUACUACCAGCCAGCGCAACAACCCGCACUACCCCACGCGCACCGAACUCGUCGCUCUCGCGCUGUACCCGACCCUCCUCCUCUUCGGCACCCUCUUCUCCCUACUCAACCCGUCCGCCCGCGCCAGUCCUUACGAUUUCGUCUCGCAAUCGCACGUCCAAAGCGGCGCUGCCGUCCCCUCGUAUUUUGCGCGCAAAGAUAACUUGUUCAACGUCUUUUUCGUCAAGAGGGCGUGGUUCUGGAUUACUGUUUCUUUCUUUGGGUUUUUGUUUAGUCAUCCUGGCUACAACAACAACGUCACUGGAACUCGGGGGGAGAAUGGAACCGGAAGAAAAAUAAAAGCCGUGGUGAGAUGGGGCCUAGUAACGCUCUGGUGGGUUUUUGUGACACAAUGGUUCUUUGGACCGGCGAUUGUGGAUCGCGGGUUUCGUGUCACGGGGGGUAAGUGUCAGGAGGCGCAAGGGCGGGUGAAUGCGCAGGUGAAGGCGGAUGCGAUGCCUGGGCCUGUUGGGAGCAACGUGGAUGUGGCGGGCUUGAAGGAGUUCGUCACAGCGGCGGCGUGUAAGGCGGCUGGAGGCAAGUGGCAGGGCGGCCACGAUAUCUCGGGUCAUGUGUUUUUGUUGGUUUUGGGGAGUGCGUUUUUGGUGCAGGAGGUUGGGUGGGUGGUUGCGAGGCAUUAUUGGAGACGGAGUGUGAGGGAUGAGAGGACGGUGGUGAUGGGUGAUGGGGCGGUCAAGUCGGCGGGAACGGAUUUGGCUGCUGAUAAGAGGUGGGAUGAUUAUAGCCCGGAGAUGGAUGAGGCUAGGGAGGUGAGGGACGUGGUGACGGGAGGAGGGCUGUGGGAUGCGUUGGGACAUGGGGGGAAGGUGGUCUUUGUAGUGGUGGGAUUGAGUGCGUGGAUGUUGUUGAUGACGGCGAUUUACUUUCAUACGUGGUUUGAGAAGCUUACUGGGCUUCUUGUCGCGCUCAUGGGAUUGUACUUUACGUACAUUGUGCCGCGCUUCGUCCCGGCGUUGCGUGGAAUUGUUGGCCUGCCUGGUGUUUAA
Messenger RNA from Neurospora tetrasperma FGSC 2508, 1104 nucleotides. RefSeq lists its product as uncharacterized. NCBI's taxonomy places the organism in Eukaryota, Fungi, Ascomycota, Sordariomycetes, Sordariales, Sordariaceae. The coding region runs from base 1 to 1104 and encodes 367 amino acids. Gene Ontology annotation, biological process: lipid droplet organization; lipid storage; phospholipid biosynthetic process. The record is from RefSeq and is a predicted model, not a curated record. Gene Ontology annotation, cellular component: endoplasmic reticulum membrane. The transcript has 2 exons.